CCCAGCCCCUCAUGCCACGGGGCUGCCUCUCUUCCUCUCCCGCCAGCGCCCUCCUGCUCAUGCCAAGGAGUGCAGCCCCAGCCUGCCCCUCACCCCUAGUGCAGGGGCCCAGGCUCCCCAGUCACGUGGGCGCCCGGAGUAGGCCAUGCGCCUGCUCGUGCGGAGGGGAGCAGGUGCGGGCGCGGGGCGCUAACCAUGUUGCUAACCAUGUCUCCUCUUUCUUGCCCCGGCCAGCGCUGACGCCAUGCCGGUGCCCCCGGACGAGGCGGGCCCCGAGCCCCGGCUGAGCCGCACGCCCCUGCCCGUGCCGGCCUUCUUCCGCGAGGCCGAGGGCAGCUUCUCAGCCAAGAGGCCCCAGCGGGCGUCGGGCUACUCCCUCCCGUCCCGGCCGCGCCACAAAGUGCCCCCGACCGUGAGCCGCGUCUUCCCCGGCUGCCAGCCCCAGCCCUGGAGCCAGCCGCGGGCCCGCCUCGUGUGGUGCCGGGGGGCCCCCGGGCAGGCCGCGCCCCCCGCGGACCUGCUGUACGACCCCGCCAAGCGGGAGUCUUUCUUGCGCCAGUGCUUCCAGGUGCUGGGCCACCUAGGCCGCGGCUCCUUUGGCGAGGUCUACAAGGUGCGGAGCCGAGCGGACGGGCGCUUGUACGCGGUGAAGCGGUCGGUGGAGCCCUUCCGGGGGGCGGCCGACCGGCACCGCAAACUGGCGGAGGCGCGGCGGCACGGGCGCGUGGGGCGCCACCCCAACUGCCUGGGCCUGGCGCGGGCCUGGGAGGAGCGGGGCCAGCUCUACCUGCAGACGGAGCUGUGCCCGGGCAGCCUGCUGCAGCACUGCGAGGCCCGCGGGCAGCCCCCGCCUGAGCGCCGCGUCCGCGCCUGGCUCUGGGACCUGCUGCGGGCGCUGCAGCACGUGCGUGUCUGUGGCCUGGUCCACUUGGACGUCAAGCCGGCCAACGUCUUCCUCACGGCCCGCGGCGUGUGCAAGCUGGGCGACUUUGGCCUGGCCCUCGAGCUGGGCCAGGCCGAGCCGGGCGAAGCGCAGGAGGGCGACCCUCGCUACAUGGCGCCCGAGCUGCUGUGUGGGGAUUACAGCCCUGCCGCCGACGUCUUCAGCCUGGGCAUGACCAUCCUGGAGGUCGCCUGCAACCUGGAGCUGCCCACAGGGGGUGAGGCCUGGCAGCAGCUGCGGCAGGGAUACUUGCCCCCUGAGUUCACAGCUGGCCUGUCACUGGAGCUGCAGGCCCUGUUGGCUGCCAUGCUGGAGCCUGACCCCCGGCUCCGCCCUUCAGCGGAGACCCUUCUGGAGUCUGACCUCAUGCGCUGCACAGGCCGCUGGCGCCGCCUCGCUCUGCUGGCUGAAGCUGGGCUGGAGUGGGGCGCUGUGCUGCUCCAGGGGCUGAUGAGCUUGCUGUGGGGGGUCUGCCUGGCACUGUGCAGUCUCGCCCACUGGCGCCAGGGCCCCCCGACCACCCCGCCCCGCUCCCCGCUGCUCCCUGCCUACGGCAGCUUCUCCAGCGACUGGGAGGAGGACGAGGACGAUGAAGGUGGGACGGGCAGCCUGGCCCUGGAGGUGUUCCAGUUGUCGGGGAGCUCCAGGGAUAGCUCCCUCCAGGACAGGGCCCCCAGUGCUCCCCGGCUCAGCUUGCCUCUCUCUCUGGGCAGCACCUCUACGCCCCGGCAGACCCCAGGCGGCAGGAAGCAGAGGACCCCAGUUCUCCAGGGCAGCCCCAACCUGAGCUGCAUCUGCCCCGAAUCCUCAUGUGGCAGCUCCAGCUCCCCUGCUAGGGCCCGGACCCUCGGCUCUGAGGAUGAGGAGGCUGGAGUUGGAGAGGAUGAAGACCCCAGCCCCCGCUCCUCCUUUGAGCCCCGGAGCCUCCUCAGCCUCUUCGAGGAUGCUGCACCUGAGCAAAACUGACGGGGCGAGAGGGACUGACCUCCGCAACCCCCCGCUCCACCAAGGCAACACACAAGAUCCCCUUUGAGGCAGUGAUUAGAGAACCCCCCCACAAUUUUGGGGUAUACUGCAAUGACCCCCCUCCUCCGGGAGGUAGGUGGAGGGUGUGGGAGCUGAUGGGGGUGUGAACCCCAGCACUCACUACUGCAUCUUUCUAACCUGGGGGGGUCUUUUUAAUCGUGUGUCCAGCUCUCUCCUCUGGGGGUGCUGUUCUCAGCCUUGCUCCCCACCCCCCCGACCUGCCAGGGCUUCGGCCUGUCCCACAUUUGGGAUGUGAGCAGCAGGGAAUGUUCUGGAAUCGCGAGGAUGAUAAAUAAUAAAGAAAAACCCCGGGGCUUGGGAUGGGGCCCUGCAGGAGGCGUGUCUCAUCACACGCUGCCCCCUGCUGGAGGAGAAUCAA
This is a messenger RNA of Alligator mississippiensis (American alligator), 2348 nucleotides long. RefSeq names its product protein kinase, membrane associated tyrosine/threonine 1 (gene PKMYT1). Bases 245 to 1909 code for a protein of 554 amino acids. Gene Ontology annotation, biological process: protein phosphorylation. The transcript is spliced from 7 exons. NCBI's taxonomy places the organism in Eukaryota, Metazoa, Chordata, Crocodylia, Alligatoridae. Gene Ontology annotation, molecular function: ATP binding; protein kinase activity. The record is from RefSeq and is a predicted model, not a curated record.